AUGUCUACCCAGCACAUCAGUGUUUUGGGUGUUCCUCCAAAUUCAGCAAGCAGGACUGCAAAGGGCUUUCAGAAGCAUUGGAGAGCUGUGGCCCAUGGGAAUGGCCCAGCCCAGGGGCUCCCCACUUGCUGCAGGGAGCUUGGUUGCUCUCCUCAGGGCAGCAGGCUGCUCUCCAUCCCUGUAGCAUCAUCUAGUGGCCAAGGGCAUGUCAGAAUACAUUGGCUCCAGCUGUCCCACAGCACUGUGAGCACGGCUGUAACGCUCCUCCGGGCCUUUCUUCUUACAGGAGGUUACGAGCGUUUUGCCUCGGAGUAUCCUGAAUUCUGCGCUAAAACCAAGACUCUAAGCAGCGUUUCACCCCCCAGCAGCACCGAGUCCCUGGAUUUGGGCUUCAGUUCAUGUGGGACCCCCUUUCACGACCAGGGUGGCCCUGUGGAAAUCCUUCCCUUCCUCUACCUUGGCAGCGCCUACCAUGCGGCACGGCGGGACAUGCUGGAUGCAUUGGGCAUCACAGCCCUGCUGAACGUCUCAUCCGACUGCCCCAACCACUUCGAGGGGCACUACCAGUAUAAGUGCAUCCCUGUGGAAGACAACCACAAAGCUGACAUAAGCUCCUGGUUCAUGGAGGCAAUUGAGUACAUUGACUCAGUGAAAGAGUGCUGUGGCCGAGUCCUUGUCCACUGCCAGGCCGGCAUCUCCCGCUCAGCCACCAUCUGCCUGGCCUACCUGAUGAUGAAGAAGCGCGUCAAGCUGGAAGAGGCCUUCGAGUUUGUCAAGCAGCGCCGGAGCAUCAUCUCUCCUAACUUCAGCUUCAUGGGGCAGCUGCUGCAGUUCGAAUCGCAGGUCUUGGCCACCUCGUGUGCAGUGGAAGCUGCCAGCCCCUCAGGGACACUGCGGGAGCGGGGCAAGACCACUUCUACCCCUACCUCCCAGUUUGUCUUCAGCUUCCCUGUCUCCGUUGGUGUCCAUGCCACCCCCAGCAACCUCCCAUACCUGCACAGCCCCAUUACCACGUCACCCAGCUGUUAGCUUGGGGCUAAGGCCAGCCAGGCAGGUAGCACAGAGGGGCACAGAGCCCUGGGAUGUUAAGCAAUAGUGCCGGACACUGCCAUUGACCCUGGACUCAAUGUCUUUUUCGUAGAGCAAUUUCUUACCUCAUCUCGUUUGUUUUUUUUGUUUUUUUUUUGCCUUUUAUGUUGUGAAAGCCACAAACCUCGAUGUUGUCCAAGUUCUGUUGUGGGGGAGGAAAAAAUAGUGUACUGGGUUUCCUGAAGUGCCUGGUCUGCAUCUCUUCCCAUCUCUACUUUAUUAUCUUGUUUUUUUCAGGAAGAAAAAAAAAGAAAGAAAACCCUCCCCUUCCAUCCUGUUUCUGCCCCCAGUUCAUUUGGGUGUUGACUUGGGUUGAAAAGGGAGCAUAAGCUAUUUCUGUUGCACAGCACUUUCCCCCCUUUGCACAGAGGGACACUGGUGAGUGCGGUAUGUGCUGCUACCUGAGCCAGUCACAGUGACCAGCAAUGCUGCAGCAGGAUUUCAGGGUGAUUGCGGGGAGCUUCAGGUCACCUGCUGUGCUGGCUUCUGGGGGACAGCAGCCUCUAGCUGGGAGGCAGCAUGGAUGGAGAGAUGCAAUCCUAAGUGAUGCUUCUGUGUGUGUAUGUGUAUAUGUACCUGUGUCUUUAAGUCUCCCCAGUUCCCAUAAAACUUGUGCCAAACCUCCUGUAGCUUAAAGAAGAGAAAGAAGGGGUAAGGACAGCAAUACAGGCUGCUGAUUACUCUUGACCUGUUCCCUCCCUACCAUCCUAUAGCUGCUCUUCCCAAAGAAGCAGGGUAGGACAGGGCUGGACUGUGAUGUGGAGAGAAGCAGUGGGGGAAGAAGAGGUGCAGAGGUGUCUUCCAUCUCACUUUCUGCACUCCAGGACCAGCAUCUGCCACUACCUGGGCUCUGCAGAGCAUUCACCCACCCGCACUGGGCUGCAAGGUCCCACACACCCAGGCAUCUGCACUGCAGCCUUAGGCUCAAGCCCAGAAAAUGCUUCAUCCCCAAUCCCUGUGUAGCUUUACCACUCUCCAUCUUCCCAGCCCACACCAAUACAAAAUGCCUGUGUGGCUGAUGUACA
Meleagris gallopavo (turkey) is the source of this 2114-nucleotide messenger RNA. The record is from RefSeq and is a predicted model, not a curated record. NCBI's taxonomy places the organism in Eukaryota, Metazoa, Chordata, Aves, Galliformes, Phasianidae.